Messenger RNA from Myxocyprinus asiaticus (Chinese sucker), 708 nucleotides. RefSeq names its product glutaredoxin domain-containing cysteine-rich protein 2-like. The transcript has 3 exons. Lineage: Eukaryota; Metazoa; Chordata; Actinopteri; Cypriniformes; Catostomidae. The coding region runs from base 1 to 708 and encodes 235 amino acids. Gene Ontology annotation, biological process: sensory perception of sound. The record is from RefSeq and is a predicted model, not a curated record.
AUGGAGGAGCUCCAGACGCAGCCGGGCACCAGGCUCGAGGGCAAGCCCAGAAAGGUGAGAUUCAAGCUGGCCUCGUCAUACAGUGGCCGUGUUCUGAAGCAUGUGUACGAGGAUGGACAAGAGCUAGAGAGUCCAGAGGAGCAAUACCCGCACAGCUUCAUCCACAACAAAAUGGAGAGGGUACAGCUGUGUGGCUUAGAAGACAUGCAGGACCAGAGUUUAUACCCUCCGACAGGGCUAAUCGCCCAGAGAAUAAAUGUCUAUCGAGGAGUGAGGGCAUGCAGGGCCCUGGCCUGCGAAGAUCUACCAGAAGGGGAUAACAAAGCUCCGGUCUUAGAUUUUGGAAAGAUCAUUAUCUACACAAAUAAUCUGAAGAUUAUUCGGGCUCCACACAGAAGAGGGGAAUCUGGAAGGUGUCCUCACUGCAUCCGGGACAGGAAAGAGAGAUCACCAGGACAAAAGUCCCGGAGCAAAGGAAAACACAGAACAUCAUGUACACAUACAGAGGAACCAGAAGCAAGAACUGAACAAAAGCAGGAAGCAGGUUCCUGUGAACAGUGCGGAGGUUCUGGUUGUGCGCCCUGCUCACUGUGUCAUGGCAGCAAACUCUCCAUGUUAGCCAGCCGCUUCAAUGAAUCAAUCAGAGAGUUGCACUGUCCCGUGUGUAACCCCCAUGGCCUGGAGCGAUGCCAGUCCUGCACUCACUAA